Molecule: messenger RNA, 939 nt
Organism: Aricia agestis (brown argus)
Lineage: Eukaryota; Metazoa; Arthropoda; Insecta; Lepidoptera; Lycaenidae
Product: calcyphosin-like protein
Exons: 7
Coding region: 130-810 (226 amino acids)
Molecular function (GO): calcium ion binding
Source: RefSeq, a predicted model, not a curated record
ACUUCAGUCUCCAUCUCCACUCUUCAGUUGUUCUAAGAAUUUCCAACGCUCAGCAGGUGUUUUCGAAGUUUGAGUCUAGAGAUCGACAAUAACAUAAGAUAAAUACAUUUGUUUACUUACGUUACGAAAAUGUACCGGGAAAAAUGCCGAAUGACGUCAAACAUAGCCUUCCACCGCUCACAAUCGGAGACCUCGCGUCAGGACGAAGAGCUGAUGCAGAACAGCAACAGAGCAUUGGUUUCAGAGACCCACCCGCUUGAGAAGUUACGUCUGCUCUGUCUGUCGCGCGGCGCUGCUGGCGUACUGGGCUUGGGAAGGACCUUCCGCCGAUUGGACAAAAAAUAUAACGACAAACAGCUCAACAAGGCGGAGUUUAUCCACAACCUCAAAGAAACUGGUCUCCAACUGAGCCACGAAGACGCCGAGUCUCUCUUCGAUCACUUCGACACCAAAAAGAGCGGCUUGAUUAGUCUGGACGAGUUUUUGAACGAAAUCCGUCCCCCAAUGCACGAUUCUCGUCGUGCCAUUGUCGAGCAGGCGUUCAGGAAACUGGACAAGAGUGACGAUGGGAUUGUAUCUGUUGAAGACCUUAGAGCAGUUUACUCCCCUGAGGCACACUCGAGAUACAUAAGUGGAGAGGAGACAGCCGACGAAAUAUUCAACAAGUUCCUUGUAAACUUUGAAACUGAUGGAAUUGUGGAUGGCAAGGUGACACUGGAGGAGUUCAUGAACUACUACAGUGCUAUCAGCAUGGCCAUCGACAGCGACUGCUCUUUCGACCUCAUGAUACGUCAGGCCUACAAGCUGUAGUUUGUCAUCAUGGAUCCGAUUGCAUAUUUCAAGAUAUUAUUCAAAAUAUAUUGGUGUCUAAUGUCUAUCUAUAUUUCACUCUUAAAGUGUUGUAUUUGAAUAUUGUGAAAUAAAGUAUCUAAAAUGGAA